Molecule: messenger RNA, 303 nt
Organism: Bipolaris zeicola 26-R-13
Lineage: Eukaryota; Fungi; Ascomycota; Dothideomycetes; Pleosporales; Pleosporaceae
Exons: 2
Coding region: 1-303 (100 amino acids)
Source: RefSeq, a predicted model, not a curated record
AUGGUAUUCCUUGCGAGAUCGCCAAUCCCCGUGUACCAGUAUCCAAGCACGGCUGCCUGUGAUUACUGCGGCUUACACUUGACGUGCAGCAAGGUUAGCCCCAAGCACGAUGGCUACAACCAGAGCACGCCGUCUGACCUCCAACCACGCCUUGGCGCUCGUUGGUCCCGGUUAUUCGGGGGCCAUUUUGGCCCUGCUUUCGCUUGUGUUUCGGAUUUGGAGAAGCAGAGAUGCCAACUCGGUACUUCCUCGAUUUGCUUAUACGAUGAUCCAACGACAGUAGAGUCCGGAGCAACUGAUUAA